Messenger RNA from Salarias fasciatus (jewelled blenny), 3963 nucleotides. RefSeq names its product zinc finger protein 70-like. NCBI's taxonomy places the organism in Eukaryota, Metazoa, Chordata, Actinopteri, Blenniiformes, Blenniidae. The record is from RefSeq and is a predicted model, not a curated record. The transcript is spliced from 2 exons. The coding region runs from base 313 to 1701 and encodes 462 amino acids.
CCAGAUUUAAAGUAGGCAGAUGUGAUGUCGGGAAGCUGAGGAGUUUGGUAUCGAUGCGCACAUCCCGUCCUCCGCCUCCAUCAGCGACUCCAUACUGUCCUGUACCGAGUAGCUUUAGCUUUUUGUCUGCAACAAAUCAUUGCAAUGGUUUUAAAAGGCCAAAUGUAUUCAUUUCAGGAUCGGAGGGUGUCCGGCUGCGACCUGCUGCUGCGGCAGUAAUAUCCUGAGGAUCAAACCGGAGCUGGUGGAAAGACCACGUCAGCGCAGAGCUGCAGGACCAGCUGGGAGCCAGGACUAACUCCUCCACCGCAGAUGUCCCAGAGCAACAUGUACGUCUGGAAGAACCGGUUCUGUCUGAGCCAGAAGGACCCCGAGCCGGUACCGGCUCCAGAAGAACCGGCUCAGCCGCAGGUUCUUCAGAUCAAAGAGGAGCCGGAGGACCCCGAGUUUCCACAGAUCAUAGAGGUGCCAGAAGAACCCGAGUUCCUGCUGGUGAAAGAGGAGCCAGAGGAGCCAGAGGAGCCAGAGCUUCCUUGGGUCCUGGAGGAACCAGAGCUUCCACAAGCUGUGGAGGAGGAGGAGGAGGAAGAGGAGGAGGAAGAGGAGGAGGAGGAGCAGCUUCCUCAGAUUAAAGAGGAAGCAGAGGAUCCGGAGCUUCUGCAGGUCAUCGUGGAGCAGGAGGAGCUGGAGCUCCCCCUGGUGAUCCAGGACCCGGAGGACCCGGAGGACCUGUGCUCCAGCCAGCCUCUCCUCAGCUCUGACGCCACAUUCCGGUGGUCUUAUGAGGAAACUUACUGCAACGAGAAACUCCUGUCCAAAGACUGCGUCCCGGCCCAGAGGCGAGAACCGGCGGGACUCAACCGUGACGAGGGCUCCGCCGGCCGGCGGCGGCUCGGCCCGGAGAACGGAGAGCACGGCGCCCCGGCGGCCCCGUUCCACACCGACAAGACCAAGAAGCCCGUCAAGUGCACCAUGUGCGAGGAGGUGUUCCGAGACCGCUACCACAUGAAGAAGCACCGCCGGGUCCACACCAACGAGAACUGCUGCCAGAUCUGCGGCAAGAGCUUCAGCCACAGCAGCGCCCUCACCAAGCACAUGAGGAUCCACACCGGCGAGAAGCCCUACUCCUGCGACAUCUGCGGCAAGAGCUUCAGCCAGAGCAGCAACCUGACCGGCCACAUGAGGAUCCACACCGGAGAGAAGCCCUACUCCUGCCAGACCUGCGGGAAGAGCUUCAGCCACAGCUGGAACCUGAACGACCACAUGAGGACUCACACCGGCGACAAGCCCUACUCCUGCGACACCUGCGGGAAGAAGUUCAGUCAGAGCUGUAACCUGACCAAGCACAUGAGGAUCCACACCGACGAGCGGCCCUACUCCUGCGAGACCUGCGGCAAGAGCUUCUGCCAGAGCAGCGCCCUGACCAAGCACGUGAGGAUCCACACCAACGAGAGGCCCUUCGCCUGCCAGACCUGCGGCAAGAGCUUCAGCCACAGCUGGAACCUGACCAACCACAUGAGGACUCACACCGGCGAGAAGCCCUACGUCUGCCGCACCUGCGGGAAGGGCUUCAGCCACAGCGGGGACCUGACCCGGCACGGCAGGGUGCACAGCAAGGAGGUGGUGGUCUGGAAGAACCUGUGGAACCAGGCCUGGAGCAACGUGUGCGACGACAAGGCCGUGGAGCCCGGCGGGGAGUAGCUGUGUGUGUGCGUGUGCGUGUGCGUGUGCGUGUGUGUGUGUGUGUGUGUGUGUGCGUGUGCGUGUGCGUGGGCAUGUGUGUGUGUGUGUGUGUGUGUGUGUGUGUGUGUGUGUGUGUUAGUGACUAAGGCCCAAUCCCAUUUCACCCCUCAGCCCUCCCCCUUGGCCCCACCCCUCCGUUUUGUGCGUUCAGGUGGAGGGGUAGGGGUGUCCCGACUGUCAUUGGGACGGGGGGGGAGGGGGGGCUAUCCACCCCUCCAAACGGAGAUUCUCCCGAGGCACACUCCAAACGGAGGGGUAUGAUCCAGUGGUGGCCGGUGGCGAGGGGCGGCGGUGGGAGCGCUUGUUUUGUCCACCUGAACUGCGAGUGGCGGGUGGCGUUAGUUCACUUCCACAUUGGCGGGAGCGCUCGUAUCCACACCCGCACAUUCCAGGCGGGUGGUGUUGAAGAAAGCAGUGUAUUGAAAAUGAUCGUCUAUCUGUUGUGUCUGGAACGCACGGGUGUGGAAACGAGCGCUCCCGCCAAUGUGGAAGUGAACUAAUGCCGCCCGCCACUGACGGUGUAGGCGGACAAAACAAGCGCUCCUGCCACCACCCCUCAACUGUCAUACCCAGAGGCCGCCACCGGCCGCCUCUGGGUAUGACAGUUUUCCCAGAAACCCUUGCAAGAUCGGCAAGAUGGCGGCGUCUGUAACGAAAGAAGUUCAUGAAUGUCAGUAUUUUGUCAAUAAAGUUUUAAAAUGUAAGAAAAACAUUCUUCUUCAGCAAACAAUCGUGGCGUCUGCCUACGUCAUCGGCAGCGGCGACUACUGAUGACGCACGUGAUUGUCGGAGGGGUGUUCCAAUUCAGAGGGGUUCACUUUCUCCCCUCCCCCUUAGCACUCCGCUUCAUAGGGGGAGGGCUAGGAAGAGAAAUGGGAUUGUGUGUGUGUGUGUGUGUGUGUGUGUGUGUGUGUGUGUGUGUGUGUGUGUGUGUGUGUGUGUGUGUGUGUGUGUGUGUGUGUGUGUGUGUGUGUCUGACUUUGUGGUCAUAUGAGAAGCAACUCAGUCUUCGUCCUGAAUUUAAAUCUGAAGUUGAGUUUCAGGUGAACGAUGUUGCAGAAUUUCAUUUCCACAAGUAAUUUACCAUUUUGAUGAAUUAAUCACAACCUUUGCUGUGUUGAAGCCUCCAGUCGGCAGUUUUAUUUCAUGCUAAUAUCUUUGGUGAUCUUCCUUUCUUUGGUCAGGUUUCAGGUCAGAGAGGCGGAGGAAGCUGGAGGCUGUCCGUUUUGUGCAGACUAGUUUGACUGUUAGCAGACGUAGGCAUUAGCAGCGAAAGAAUGAAUAUAUUUCAACAUGCAAAAUUGAAACAUAUAACUUGUAACAAUAUAUUGUUUUCUGAUGUGUCUCUUUAACCUUUGAAGUCAUGAAAUUGUGAGACCCAGAUCCAGAAAGCUCCUGCUUUCUAAGACGAACUAAAACGAAGAGUGUGCUUCAGCGCAGCAUGCAGACACUCCAAAUGAACAGAUGUUCACUUAUCUGUUGACUCAUGUUAGAGACGCUGCUAAAAAAUGAGAGAACGACCCCUAACAAAGAAAGACUGGGCAGCUAAAGGGUUAGAGCCGAGUGAGGAGAGCCGCUGGCGUCCCGCCGGCAGGCUCCAGUGAGAACGGCGGAGUUCCACCCUGAGCUGUGAGAGAACAUGAAGAAGAGCUCCACUGGCCAAAGCUGACCUGCUUCACACCGUUGAGAUGAUCCAUCCGGAAAGCCACAGAACGGAGAAUCCUCCAGCCCACCUCUGAAGGGAAAAACAAGAACAGAAAGAUUUAAGGUGGCUGGAACGGUUCAGUCCUCUGCAGCAGCUGAACCUUGAGUCAUCAGCACAGUCGGAUCCAGUUUUUGUCGGUGUUCCAGAGCGACAUGAAGACGUUUCUGACGUGUGCUCCUCAUUCUCAGAGCUCAGCACGUUUAUGUCUCUUAGUGGUUAAAGCAUCUCUGCAGGUCAAAGGUCACAGACCUGUUCUGUGUUGGUUGUGUUGUGGUCUCAUGCGGGUCCAGGAUCUUGUGGGGCUGUUCUGGUCCAGCGCGGCGGUGUUGGACGGACUCUUCUGUCAUCAGUUCAGUUUCUCAUGUUAGUGUAAAUAACGCCUCUCUGAAAGCUGUCUUCAACCCUCCAUGUGCACCCAAGUGCUCAGCAGAACCACGCCCACCAGGAUCACACCAGGGACAGCAUGUCAGCUAGGCUGGAGUAUAUCGGGUCCAUGUGUGAUGAUGCUAUCAAGU